GCCACUUUAAUUAUAUGCUCCAUCCUUCCAUGUGGCCGGGACCUCCGAUGCCUUCCUGCCAGUUCCAGUAGAAGGUCUGACCCAUGGAACCAGACGCUGGCGGCCCCGCCGACCCAAUAGUAAGCAACGCUGCUACCGCAGCACAGGCUGACCCCCGGUACGCAUACCGCUCACCGCACGGUAACUUAAGGUAUCGCCGGAACCGAACAUCCUCCGAGCGACCCAACCAGUGAUGGUGCGUACCGCUUACCGUGAACCGGGAGGAAAAUGGAACCUAAUUCACCGGGCUGGGUGCUUUGGUCCCCGCGCCGUGUACCAAUCAGCUGCCGUGAGACUACGGUUCGGAGCGCUCCUUUCCCUGCUGGACCCAACCAGAAUCGAGGCGUCGGUAACUCAAGGGCUCCCUCUACAGUCUACGCAGUCUACGCCAAUGGGAUGGCGCCGCGGCUGUCGCUUAACCUUGGGAGACUUGGACUGACUUGCAUCAUCCGUACCCACCCCAAAAUGAGCGGAUUUUGCGGGGACAUUCUUAGCCCAGCAAUGGACUCUCCACUUGAUCGUUUUCCACUUUCCAGUGUUCUUCGAUCGGGGGGUGUAUCUCUCUAUCAUUCGUCUACGGACAUCGUUCUUAUUUUUGGCCCCCAAACGCCGUUACCUAGUGACUUACGUAUCUACAUCCGGAGUACGCCCACCAUUUGGGUAACGACUAACGAGGCCAUGAUGAGGGGGCCCGGGGUUUGCCUCUUUCACCGAUUGUACGGAGUAGCGUGGCGCCUUUUUCUUUCAUUCUUUUGGUGUUCUUGCAGCUUUUCAUCCCGCCACCUUUCUUUUUCCCUCCUUUUCCACCCUCCCGCUUGCCCUGGUCUUUGUUUGGUAUCAUAGGAGUAAGGAUGAAACAUGGGUAGGCCCGCGCCUCGGACCGUACACCCAGCAAAUCUAUUCUUUGUGUCAACUUGCGCUUCGUCCGUGGGCUUUCAAUCGACGUUUCAAGGAGUCCGGUAUUCCCGCAGCUGAU
Aspergillus ibericus CBS 121593 is the source of this 1015-nucleotide messenger RNA. RefSeq lists its product as uncharacterized. The coding region runs from base 268 to 882 and encodes 204 amino acids. The transcript has a single exon. Lineage: Eukaryota; Fungi; Ascomycota; Eurotiomycetes; Eurotiales; Aspergillaceae. The record is from RefSeq and is a predicted model, not a curated record.